UUUCUCUUUAUGGGCGAUGGUGCAAACGCGUGCAAGCCUCUCUGCGUUCGAGGUGCGUGGAGGACCGUGAAACUGGAGGGGGAGAGCAGUGCGCGCUCAGCAGCCUCUUGCUGCUCAGCAUAGCGGCGUUGGGUUAUUUGCAUGUGCUGAAGAGCCAUGGAACGGAAGGAAGGCGAGUUGGAACCUCCUAUCCACUGCAAGUCUUCAUCCUUGGAGCAGAUGGCUGAGGAAGAGGAGGAGGAUGACUUGGAUCUCUAUGGGGGUUAUACCUUUCGGCAAUACAGCAGCAGUGAGGAGAGUGGCAGCACUUCCUAUCUAGAAGAUUCUAGUGAGAAUGAAGUAGCAGAUCAUGAGGCUGGGGAAGUGCCUCCAUCCCCUUCACAGAUCCAGACCCCCAGCACCCACAUGCCAGAUGAUAACGGAUCUGAGCCAGCUGUCUGUGAGAUGUGUGGUAUUGUGGGCACAAAAGAUGCCUUCUUCUCCAAGACCAAACGUUUCUGCAGUGUUUCCUGUUCCAGGAGUUACUCCUCAAAUUCCAAGAAGGCUAGCAUCCUGGCAAGGCUGCAGGGUAAACCACCAACAAAAAAAGCUAAAGUCUUGCACAAGGCAGCCUGGUCUGCUAAAAUUGGGGCAUUUCUCCACAUUCAGGGGACAGGGCAACUGGCAGAUGGAACACUAACUGGUCAAGAUGCUCUCAUUGUAGGCUUUGACUGGGGAGCAUAUCUGCAGGACCAUGGAUGCAAGGCUGCACCUGUUAGCAGUUUCAAACAUGUUCCCCUUUAUGAUCAAUGGGAAGAUGUGAUAAAGGGGCUGAAGGUUGAAGUAUUGAACAGCGAUGCUGUGCUUCCCAGUCGUGUCUAUUGGAUUGCUUCUGUUGUUAAGAUUGCAGGUUACAAGGCACUGCUGCGUUAUGAAGGCUUUGAGAAUGAUUCCAGUCGUGACUUCUGGGUCAACUUAGGUACUAUGGAAGUGCAUCCAAUUGGUUGGUGUGCCAUUAACAGCAAAAUUCUGGUGCCGCCCCAAACUAUCCACUCAAAGUUUACAAACUGGAGAGGGUACCUUAUGAAAAAAUUGGUGGGGGCCAGGACUAUCCCAGUUGAUUUCCAUUUAAAGAUGACUGAGGGCAUGAAAUAUCCUUUCCGCCAAGGCAUGAGGGUAGAAGUAGUGAACAAGGCCUGCAUAUCUCAGACACGCAUGGCUGUUGUGGAUACUGUAAUUGGUGGCCGGCUGAGGCUUCUCUAUGAGGAUGGAGACAGCGAUGAUGACUUCUGGUGCCACAUGUGGAGUCCUCUAAUCCAUCCUGUAGGCUGGUCCAGAAGGGUUGGCCAUAGCAUAAAGAAAACAGAAAAGAAUAGUGAUAUGGCAAACCAUCCUACCUUCCGGAAGAUCUACUGCGAUGCUGUUCCAUAUCUCUUCAAGAAGGUACGUGCUGUCUAUCCUGCAGGUGGCUGGUUUGAGGAAGGCAUGAAAUUGGAAGCCAUUGACCCUUUGAAUCCUGGCAACAUUUGUGUGGCUACCGUCUGUAAGGUCCUUUUAGAUGGUUAUCUUAUGCUUGGCAUUGAUGGCACAGCUUCUGAGAGUGAUUCUGACUGGUUCUGCUACCAUGGGUCCCUACAUUCCAUUUUCCCUGCUGGUUUCUGUAAGAACAACAAUAUAGAGCUGACUCCACCAAAAGGAUAUGAUGUCAAGAUCUUCAGCUGGGCAAGCUAUCUAGAUAAGACUAAGUCAAAAUCUGCACCAGCACGUCUUUUCAAUGUGGAUUGUCCAAGCCAUGGCUUCAAAGUGGGUGCUAAAAUAGAAGCAGUAGACCUGAUGGAGCCAAGACUUAUCUGUGUAGCAACAGUAAAAAGGGUAGUCAAUCGGCUCCUCCGAAUUCACUUUGAUGGCUGGGACAGCGAAUAUGACCAAUGGGUAGACUGUGAAUCCCCAGAUAUCUAUCCUGUGGGUUGGUGUGAAUUGAUAGGCUACCAGCUGCAGCCACCAGUGGUUCCAGAACCUGAGUCACCUGCAUUAGCCAAGGAGGUUUCAAAGAAGAAGCGAAAACCUUAUGGAAAGAAAAGAAAAAAGAUGACUGCUAAAACCCGUUCCAUCAAGGAGGCAGCUAAGAAAGUGAUUGUUCCAAAAACAAAGGAAGAAACAAAAGUUACCAAAAAAUUGCCUGCUUCAAAAUCAAAGGAGGGAACACCAACUGUUUCAAAAAUGAAGGAGGCAACACACACUGAAUCCAAGACUUCAUCAAAACCACCGUCUGAAAGUAAGGAAAAAGUCUUUGUUGCUGUGCAAGUGAAAGAAGAAAUGCCUGAUGAUUCAAGGGUGGGGCUUGAAGUCCCACAACUUUCAGUCCCGGUGAAGGAUGAGGACAUGGAUCAAGAAGCUCCAGCAAACCCUAUGACAAUUGGCUGCAAAAAGGAUGAAGGCAUGGAACCAGAGUCCCCAGAAAGCCCUAUUGCAGAUGGCUGUUUUAAGGAUGGCAGCAUGGAAGUUGAAGUUGCAACAAACCUUGAUGCAAUUUGCUACUUAAAGGAUGGGGUUAAGGAACCAGUACCCCAAGCAAGCUCUAUUGCAAUUGCCUGCUUAAAAGAUGAGGACGUGAAAGCAGAAGCUACAGCGAGCCCGGUACUCAUUAGCUGCUUAAAAGAUGAGGAUGUGGACUAGAGGUUCAAGCAGCAUAAAUAGCACAGCAGUACUUCGGGAAUCAAGGAAGGUGAUUUGCUGGCCUCUUUGUGGGGCUCGGAUUAUACUCUAGUUUUUUAUGUGAUGCAGUCAGCCUAUGAAACAAGUAUUAGAAAAUAUAUUCUAUCACAUCAUGGAAAAAGGCAGGACUACAGUGCCUUUCUAAAUACUACUACAAGCAGUAAGGGUGAAUUUCUGCAUUAUAGAACUCUGUGGAGAGGCAAUGAAGUGUUACAAGGCAUUUUGGAAUUUACUGUUUGAGCCUGCAUAAAAAUAGGUAUCAAAGAACAAUGUACCAUAACCACUAUACUUCAUUUUAAUUUGAAUUAGGUUGUAUCUUCUUGCUUCUGGCCGUUUUGUCAACAAAAUACAAGAGGAACCAAUAUGCAGGAAUUGAAUUGUAUCUGAACCUCACAUGCAUACCAGAAAUGUCAUUCUCCUUUGUGAUAAUGCUCAGUGCACACGACUCAGAUUAGUUUCCUAUAAGAUCCUUGUUUCAGAUGGUAAGUUGAGAGGGGUGGCAGAUUGCUUAAAAGGCUCCCUAUUAUAGUCAACUGAAUUUCCCUGGCUGACUACAGUAGCCAUCGCUAUUUCAGCCAACAGUGGACCACCUCACAGAGCAAGGUAUUGGGGUGGUACCCCCAGAGAGUUCUGCUUAUUGGUUUUCUGCCGAAGCAAAUGGCAGAGCAGGAAAGUGGGUAACAAAGCUGAGGAUCUCAGUGCCUUGAUGUGAAAGGGCUUUUUUCCAGCAGUGCAUAUUUAAUAUACAUUUGUAUUAUUGGGAAAGGGACCACAAAGUCCACAAUGUCUAGCUCUGGGGAGAAGAUCCACUGAUGAUGAGGUAUUCAGUGGCAGGCUUAUGUGGUAGAAAACUCUCCCAAGAAGUAUCAGCUGGAGAGACUCCAAUGAUUGUUUUAUUGUUUCAGAGCUAGCAGGACACAGUGAGCACUGGUCUCUUACCACCAGAUGAGCCAUGAGUAAGAGCCUCAAGUUUACAUAGAUCUUAUACAAAAGACAGUUCAAGCAUGCACACAUCUAUAAGGACCCCAAACUACAAGGGGGAAUUACUUUACACCUGAUAAGGAUUCUAGAUAACAUUAAAUGUCUAUCAUUCAAAAUGUGAAGAUACUACAGUAACAUUCUUUGAAAUGUGACAUCGCAGCUUGGAUAUACAAGAAGUUCCAAGAAAUUGUUAUUUUAACAAGUUCACCCUGUAGAAGGAGGAAAAAUAAGAAAGCAAUCACUUUACAUCUUUAAGCUUGGAAUCUCAACAAUGGCAUAAAUUCUAAAAGUAUCUGGGACCAUUUACAAAUCAUUUGUAUAGCUAUAAAGAAUUUUAAAAUCCUACAAUUGAAUGAAGUACAAAUUAAUGUAUAACACCAAUUUGGAUAAUACUUUAGACACGAAAACUUGCACAAUUAAUGUUUAUCUUGUCAGGUUCCACUUCAUUUCCCCAGUUUGCUUGUACUAUAGCAACAAACCAAAAAAGAGAAAAGAAAGUCAGUAAAGGAAAAUCCCCAAAGGAAAAAGUAGAAAGCUACUACAUUUACCAGUCUCAUGGGCCAUCACUAGAAAGAGACGUUGAAAUUGGUUGCUGGAGUAGGAAUUAAUACAGACAGUCCCCUACUUGCGAACAGGUUACGUUCCAAGAGGCUAUUUUGUUUGUAAGUCCAACCAAGUAAAAAGUAAAACAUUUUU
Molecule: messenger RNA, 4371 nt
Organism: Python bivittatus (Burmese python)
Lineage: Eukaryota; Metazoa; Chordata; Lepidosauria; Squamata; Pythonidae
Gene: L3MBTL2
Product: L3MBTL histone methyl-lysine binding protein 2
Biological process (GO): negative regulation of DNA-templated transcription
Cellular component (GO): nucleus
Molecular function (GO): zinc ion binding; chromatin binding
Source: RefSeq, a predicted model, not a curated record